Corylus avellana is the source of this 1197-nucleotide messenger RNA. RefSeq lists its product as uncharacterized. Gene Ontology annotation, molecular function: protein binding. NCBI's taxonomy places the organism in Eukaryota, Viridiplantae, Streptophyta, Magnoliopsida, Fagales, Betulaceae. The record is from RefSeq and is a predicted model, not a curated record. Gene Ontology annotation, cellular component: membrane.
AUGACAUUGACAGAAUGGCCGGCAAUCGAUGAAAUAUGGAAGGCGAAGAGAAAGCAUGAAUCAGCUCUUGAACUCACCAAGUUGCUAGCGAAGAUGGAUACUACAUGGGCAAACAGUUUAAAAGUAGAAGACAGACCCAUUUCCUUGAGGAAAGGAUCAAACUCUUUGGACGACGAUGACAAAGGAGGCGCCGGUAAAGGAGAAGGAGGAGAUCAAACACCUGACACCCCAUUGCUUAUUGCAGCAAGUGAAGGAAUAGUUGAAAUAUUUGACGAGAUACACGAUGUGCAUCCUCAGGCAAUUGAGCACAUUAGCAAGGAUGAGGUAACUAUAGUGGUUGUGGCAAUUUGCCACCGUCAAAGAGAAAUCUUUCGGUGUCUAAAGAUGAUGAAAGGGGUAAUGGAACAUCGGUUGUUUUCACUGAUUGAUAAGCAAGGCUACACCAUAUUGCAUCACGCUGCAGACAUGAAGAACUAUAAUGGAGGGACUCGCGCUGGUCCUGCACUCCAAUUGCAGGAGGAGUUGCAAUGGUUCGAGCGUGUGCGAAAGAUAGUUCCCUCUCAUUAUGUCAUGCACCGCAACAAUGCCGGUAAGACUGCAGAAGAGCUUUUCAAAGAGCAACAUGCCGGGCUUCUCGAGAAGGCGGAAAGGUGGAUAAAGGAGACCUCUCAUUCGUGCUCUGCGAUCGCAAUCCUUGUUGCCACUGUUGUUUUCACAGCUGCUUUGACCGUCCCAGGAGGUAACGAUCAGCAGGGUCAUCCAGUUUUCCUUAAUUCUCCCUUCUUCUUGUUCUUCACCAUCAUGGACGUUGUCUCCCUUGCGAGCUCCUUGACUUACGUCGUCAUGUUCCUCUCCAUCCUCACGUCUCCAUUUAAGCAAGAAAAUUUCCUCAAAUCUCUCCCUCGGAAGCUCAUGAUUGGUUUCACCUUACUCUUCCUCUCCAUGACAACCACCAUGCUCUCUUUCACGGCCACCAUUUUUCUCAUCAAUCAUUUCGAAAAGAAAGCUUUGACUGUCACUCUCAUUAAUAUUGCUGUAUUGCUUCCCGUCUCCAUCUUUGUGCUUAUGCAGUUCCCCUUGUAUGUUGCACUCUCCAGUAAUAUGCAUUCCCUUUUCAAGAAAAUUAUGAAGAAGGCUCUUCGCAAGACUUCCAUUCCUCUUUUUUCAAGGCUGGUAACCGCAAGACAUGUACGUUAA